This is a messenger RNA of Suillus subaureus, 1455 nucleotides long. RefSeq names its product ubiquitin fusion degradation protein UFD1-domain-containing protein. Gene Ontology annotation, cellular component: VCP-NPL4-UFD1 AAA ATPase complex. The coding region runs from base 1 to 1455 and encodes 484 amino acids. Gene Ontology annotation, molecular function: polyubiquitin modification-dependent protein binding. Lineage: Eukaryota; Fungi; Basidiomycota; Agaricomycetes; Boletales; Suillaceae. The transcript is spliced from 6 exons. The record is from RefSeq and is a predicted model, not a curated record.
AUGGACUUUUUUGACGAUCAGGAUGGCAUGGCAGGUGGCCCAGGGGGUCUUUUCGCUCAGUUCGCCCAAGGAUUUGGAGUUCCUAUGGGCACUCGAAUUAACCGGCCAAACCCUCGUUCGUAUAACGUGUACUUGAAGGCCUACAGUGUAGCGAUGCUUCCUGGUCGGGAGCGAGAGAAUCUUUCCUACGGAGGAAAGAUUAUCAUGCCUCCAUCAGCCCUCGCACACUUGACUCACCUCGAUCUCGAGGGACCUUGGAUGUUUCAGCUCACAAAUGCGACCAAUCCAGCCGCAUCCACACAUGCAGGUGUACUCGAGUUUAUCGCUGAAGAGGGAAUAGUCCAUCUCCCCUACUGGAUGAUGAAGACGUUACGUCUCAAUGAAGGCGACCCAAUUCGCAUAACUGGUGCUGAACUCCCGAAGGGCAAGUUCGUCAAGCUACAGGCGCAAUCUACGCAUUUCCUUGAAAUAUCAGAUCCAAAAGCCGUGUAUGUGCUUGAGCAAGCUCUGAGAAACUUCACUGCGCUCACUCAGGGUGAUAUAAUUGAAAUAUAUUAUAACUCAAUAAUCUUCGGCUUUCUUGUGAUGGAGGCGACACCCGGUGGAGGUGGUAUAAACGUGCUAGACACUGAUCUAGAGGUCGAUUUUGCUCCCCCGGUCGGUUAUAUAGAGCCUGAGCGUCCGAAACCCGCCCCUCCUUCCACUAUGGCAUCCAAAUUGAAGAUCGACCUCAAUUCAUCGAGUCCCGGUUCCUCACGACCGUCUUCAUCACUAGGUGGUGGUUUUGUUGCUCCUGGUGGAACAGCUGUAAGCAAAGGUGGCGAUCAUUGGGAGAGUUUCAAGGGCAAGGGAGAAACUCUCGCCGGUCGGAAGACGAAAGGCAAGGGUAUCAGUCACCGGGGAGUCGAAGCAGUAGGGGGAGACAGCAAGAUCAUCAGAACUGAGUGUGUUUCAAGCAAUCUGGUCGCGUCUGGGCAUGCUAACGAUCUCAACAGCCAACAGAAGAUUAUCAACAACAGCUCUGCUGAAGCAGAUGUCAAGGUCCCCGCUGCACUCAAUCUUCCAUUCGGAAAACUGUUUUUUGGCUUUAAUGUCGUCACAUACACCCCACCAGAACCCAAGGCUCCUUCCUCUCCUAGCCCUUCAGCUCCCUCUUUCUCGGGUUCAGGCAAUACCCUCACGGGCCGGCCAGUCACAUCACCGUCAGGUGCGAAAGGAAAGGAAAAGGAGAAAUCAUCUGCAAAGUCGCAAUCGAGCGAGAAGGUUUGGGGCACUGGCAAUACGCUAGGUUCCUCUCGGUCCACCCACAUUCCACCAAGCUUCCGUGGGCGUGAUCUUGGUGGUCCUGGGGGUAGACCGCUUCCCCGACAAACGACGGCACAGUCGAAGCGACGCAGUCCGACGCCAGACUGGGGUGUAGACGAUGACGACAUGAUUGACAUUGACAGUGAUUGA